Molecule: messenger RNA, 1532 nt
Organism: Mercurialis annua (annual mercury)
Lineage: Eukaryota; Viridiplantae; Streptophyta; Magnoliopsida; Malpighiales; Euphorbiaceae
Product: protein TIFY 6B-like
Exons: 7
Coding region: 175-1155 (326 amino acids)
Biological process (GO): regulation of defense response; response to wounding; regulation of jasmonic acid mediated signaling pathway
Cellular component (GO): nucleus
Source: RefSeq, a predicted model, not a curated record
UGCUAAAAAGAAGAAAAAAAAACACUUUUUUUCUCUCUCUCUUGCUGAAGUUGGAAGCUUUCUUUAAGUUUAAGGUUUGGUAGAGAAUUUGAGGAACUGGGUUUUGAUUUAAUUUGAUUUUUAUUUAAAUUUAAGCUUUAUUUUGAUUAAUUAAAAGCUUAGAGAAGUGAAGAAAUGGAGAGAGAUUUUUUGGGUUUGAAUUUAAAAGAACCGUUGGCUGUUGUUAAGGAAGAGGUCAACUCUGAUGGGUUUAAAGAUAUAGGAUUUAGUAAAGGUACAGGGAUGCACUGGCCUUUUUCGAAUAAGGUCUCCGCUCUUCGUCAUUUGAUGUCGUUCAAGGUUGCUCAAGACGAUAAGACGACGAAGAGGAUUGUAUCUGAUUCUCCGGUGUCUCCUGGAUUUUUGUCGAUCUCAACUUCGGAUGCUUUUGACUCUAGCCAUAAUAAGCAGUUGCCUGAACUUCAGGCGUAUCCGGUCUCUAAUUAUCCAAAUUCGAUAACCAUGAGCCACCCGUUCUUCAAGAAUCAUUGUGCAACCACUGCCAAUCCACAAUUAACCGGAGGAUUUCCUGUCGCGGCUCCACAAACGAUUCUUCCGUCAGUCAGUCUUGGUUCUGCUAACAGGAUAAUGGAUCCGAGUGUGAAAGCCUCGAGACCUCCGGCUCAAUUGACCAUCUUUUACGGUGGGACAGUCAAUGUAUUUGACGAUAUAUCACCUGAGAAGGCUCAAGCUAUCAUGUUCUUGGCCGGAAACAGCUCGCCCAUGUCUAGUAACAUGGCACAGCCGAAAAAUCAACUUCAGGCGCCAAGCUCAAAGCCGGUAGCAACUGACAUUAGCCCUGUUAACCAACAAUUAACGACACCACCUUGCUCCCGUCUCUCGAGCCCUUUAUCUGUUUCUUCACAUACCGGUGUUCAGUCAAGAAGUGGUUCUACUAGUACUGAAGAAACCGUGACAGUUAAAUCUACUCCCGCUGCAACCACUCCUGUUAGCAAACGGGAUACUCCGAAUCUUACAAGCUCGAUGAAUUCUGUCGCUACAGCAACCAUGUUGCCGUCCGUACCCCAGGCUCGAAAGGCAUCCUUGGCUCGGUUCUUGGAGAAGCGCAAAGAGAGGGGGAUGAGUGUGGCACCUUAUAACCUUGGAAAGAUUUAAAUUUUCGGAAUGGUUCAUUGAAGACCCGGUGGAUCGAGUACUCUUGACCGGAGACUGAUUAUCUCUCGGCAAAGCAAGGAGAGCAACCGAAACCAUAAAUUUAUGUGGUAAACUAAAGAUGUAAGCAAAUAUGUUUUAAAUUUUUCCACUUAAAAUAAUUGUUUUCAUUUCAUAAAACUUAAUGUGUAUUUAUAUAUAUAGAUGAUAAAUAUAGAGCUGGUGUAGGAUUUUCUCCGAUUCUUAUUCCUAAUUUCCAAUCAACUUUUCCGUUGAUGCUUUCGGAUCCUUUGCGUCCGAGAUGACAUUAACUGCAGUUUGUAGCUAUAUAAAUUUGUGUUACAUUAUGAAUAUAAUUGUAAGAUUAAAGAUUAUGUUUA